CUCUCUUCCUCUUUUUUUCCUUUCCCAAUCUUGCAUCUUUCCUCUCUACUCCUUUCCCUCUCCCGCCUCUUUCUCCCUCCUACAAUUCUCCCUUUUGUGAUAAACCCUCCUUCCCUUGCGCGAAACUCUGCCUGAACCCCACCAACCAGCAGUGCUGCAAUUCUUUUGACAACUCAAACACACAUUUUUGUUGGGACACAAAACAUGGCCGACGGCAGUGUUAUGCCCCCCAAGUCCUCCGUGGUGGUCGAGGCCCACGAAGUCGACACCUUCCAUGUCCCCGAAGCAUUCCACCAGAAGCACCCGACAGGUACCCACCUGAAAGACCUUGACGAGUACCGGAAGCUGUAUGAGGAGUCCAUCCGCAGCCCAGACACUUUCUGGGCUCGUAUGGCCCGCGAAUUGCUUCACUUCGACCAAGACUUCCAGACCACCCACAGUGGGUCGUUGGAAAAUGGCGACAAUGCCUGGUUCGUUGAGGGUCGUCUGAACGCCUCUUACAACUGUGUCGAUCGCCAUGCCUUCAAGAACCCCGACAAGGUGGCCAUCAUCUACGAGGCUGAUGAGCCCAGCGAGGGCCGCACAAUCACCUACGGUGAACUCCUGCGCGAGGUGUCUCGUGUUGCCUGGGUUCUCCGCCAGCAGGGUGUGAAGAAGGGUGACACCGUUGCUAUCUACCUUCCCAUGAUUCCCGAAGCCAUUGUCGCUUUCUUGGCUUGCUCUCGUAUCGGUGCCGUCCACUCCGUUGUUUUCGCCGGUUUCUCCUCCGACUCUCUCCGGGACCGUGUCCUGGACGCUGGCUCCAAGGUCGUCAUCACGACCGAUGAGGGCAAGCGUGGAGGAAAGGUCAUUGGCACCAAGCGCAUUGUCGAUGAGGCUCUGAAGCAGUGCCCCGAUGUCACCAGCGUCCUGGUCUACAAGCGCACCGGCGCGGAGGUUCCCUGGACCAAGGGCCGUGAUGUCUGGUGGCACGAGGAGGUCGAGAAGUACCCCAACUACCUUGCUCCUGAGCCGGUGAACUCGGAAGAUCCUCUCUUCUUGCUCUACACCUCCGGAUCCACCGGAAAGCCCAAGGGUGUCAUGCACACCACGGCUGGUUACCUCCUGGGUGCUGCCAUGACCGGCAAGUAUGUCUUUGAUAUUCACGACGAUGACCGCUACUUCUGCGGUGGUGACGUUGGCUGGAUUACCGGCCACACGUACGUCGUGUAUGCGCCCUUGCUGCUCGGAUGCGCUACCGUGGUCUUCGAGAGUACCCCGGCUUACCCCAACUUCUCCCGCUACUGGGACGUGAUCGAGAAGCACAAGGUGACCCAAUUCUACGUCGCACCCACCGCCCUGCGACUUCUGAAGCGGGCUGGUGACGAGCACAUUCACCACAAGAUGGCACACCUGCGUGUCCUGGGCUCUGUCGGUGAGCCUAUCGCUGCCGAGGUCUGGAAAUGGUACUUCGAGGUGGUCGGAAAGGAGGAAGCCCACAUCUGCGAUACCUACUGGCAGACUGAGACGGGUUCGAAUGUUAUCACUCCUCUGGGUGGUAUCACCCCGACGAAACCCGGAAGCGCGUCGCUUCCCUUCUUUGGUAUUGAGCCCGCCAUCAUUGACCCGGUCUCUGGUGAAGAGAUCACUGGCAACGAUGUGGAGGGUGUGCUUGCCUUCAAGCAACCCUGGCCGAGCAUGGCCCGUACCGUGUGGGGCGCCCACAAGCGCUACAUGGAUACCUACCUGAACGUUUACAAGGGCUACUACUUCACUGGAGAUGGUGCCGGCCGUGAUCACGACGGAUACUACUGGAUCCGGGGUCGUGUUGACGAUGUGGUUAACGUUUCUGGACACCGUCUGUCCACGGCUGAGAUUGAAGCCGCCCUCAUUGAGCACCACAUGGUGGCUGAAGCUGCCGUUGUUGGUAUCGCCGACGAGCUUACCGGUCAGGCCGUCAACGCUUUCGUGGCCCUGAAGGAGGGCAACGAGACCAACGACCAGGUCCGCAAGGAUCUGAUCAUGCAGGUCCGUCGGUCCAUUGGACCUUUCGCUGCCCCCAAGGCCGUCUACGUUGUCGAGGAUCUCCCUAAGACCCGUAGCGGUAAGAUCAUGCGCCGUAUUCUCCGGAAGAUCCUGAGCGGCGAGGAGGACAGCCUGGGUGACACUUCUACUCUGUCGGACCCUUCGGUUGUUGACAAGAUCAUUGCCACGGUGCACGCUUCCCGCGGCAAAUAAGAUCUUCGCAUGACCCGAAUUCAAGACGAGCAAUAUUCACAGCCAUGAAAUGAAAGCGAUUAAUCAGGAUGUUAUGAUGAGUUGAUUAGCAUUAUUGGGUGGACACAAUUGUCCGGAGGCGCAGUCAUAUUCCUAUAAACCCCGUUUAGUGAUUCCCAACGUGUUUGACAGAUGAACAUUCAGGGUGAUCGCUGGUCACCGUUUCAAUAUACAUAACUUCUUUUCUUCAUAUGAACGUUUUUUGUUGUCCAAUGUAGCUUGGGGUGUGCCUUCACGUGACAGCACUUGUCGGGGUCUCUUUUCUCUAUUACUACUUAGUAGGUAGUCUACUAGUAGUUGAUGGGAACGUCCAGGG
Aspergillus vadensis CBS 113365 is the source of this 2572-nucleotide messenger RNA. Its product is annotated as acetate--CoA ligase. The record is from RefSeq and is a predicted model, not a curated record. The transcript has 7 exons. Gene Ontology annotation, cellular component: cytosol. Gene Ontology annotation, molecular function: AMP binding; acetyl-CoA synthetase activity. Lineage: Eukaryota; Fungi; Ascomycota; Eurotiomycetes; Eurotiales; Aspergillaceae. Bases 205 to 2217 code for a protein of 670 amino acids.